Myiozetetes cayanensis is the source of this 1010-nucleotide messenger RNA. Its product is annotated as GPI-linked NAD(P)(+)--arginine ADP-ribosyltransferase 1-like. Lineage: Eukaryota; Metazoa; Chordata; Aves; Passeriformes; Tyrannidae. The coding region runs from base 1 to 924 and encodes 307 amino acids. Gene Ontology annotation, molecular function: NAD+-protein-arginine ADP-ribosyltransferase activity; NAD+ poly-ADP-ribosyltransferase activity. The record is from RefSeq and is a predicted model, not a curated record. The transcript has 3 exons.
AUGUCUCUGCUGGCCCUGCUGCUGGCGCUGCCGGCGCUGACCGCGGCCCCCACGCUGUCGCCGUCGCCCGGCGCGGCCCUGCAGGAGGUGGCGCUGGACAUGGCCCCGCUGGCCUUCGAUGACCGGUACCGGGGCUGCGGCCCCGCCAUGGCCGCGGCGCUGCCGGCGCUCAACCGCUCCGAGUUCCUGCUCAACGGGGACUUCGCGGCGGGCUGGGCGCUGGCCGCGGCCGAGUGGCGCGUCCGGGGGUCCCCGGCGCCCCCCAAGUCCCCUCUGCCCCCCGCGCAGGCCGUGGCCCUGCUGGCCUACACGGCUCCCGUGCCGCUGCACCGCGCCUUCAACGCGGCGUCGCGCGUGGCCGGGCGCUCCCCGCGCCACUACCGCGACGGGUUCCCCUUCAAGGCGCUGCAUUUCCUGCUGAGCGCGGCGCUGGCCGCGCUGCGGGACGCGCAGGGCCGGCCGUGCCACCGCGUGUUCCGCGGCGUGCGCGGGGUGCGCUUCGCGGCGCGGCCCGGACGGAGCGUCCGCUUCGGCCACUUCGCGUCGGCGUCGCGGCGGAACCGCAGCUCGUGGGCGUUCGGCAGCGACACCGUGUUCCACGUGCGCACCUGCCACGGCGCCGCCGUCAGAGACUUCUCCUUCUUCCCCGACGAGGACGAGGUGCUGAUCCCGCCCUUCGAGACCUUCGAGGUCACCCAGGUCGCCGAGGUCGCCGCGGGCGCCGGGGCCGGGGUGCGGAUCUGGCUCCGCUCCACCGGCACCCUCAGCAACUACAACUGCGAGUGGCUGCGAGAGCAGCACUGCGGGGACAGGGACGGGCCGUGUGUGUUCGAUGCAGGCAGGAGCAUCCUCGGGGACCCCCCUGCCCUCGGAGGGCUCCUCCUGGUCACCGCGGCCCUGGCAGUGGCCACCGGGACCCCCUGAGCCAGCAGGGGACAGCAAGGGGACAGGGACGGAGCCCCCGGUGCCAGCAGGGCAGUGGGACAGGACAGGUGACACGGGGACCCCCG